UAAACAUCAAUGGGAAGAUUCAACAAAAGUAAUUCUUAGUGAAUCUAAUACUAAGUUGUUUCCAAGUUAAUAAAAAUAUACGAAAUUUUUAAACAGAGAUACCUAUCAAUGUAUGAUGAGACAAAACUUUUUGACUUUCAUUUUUCUUUGUUCCUUUUUAAUUUACUUUGUAUUGUUUGAUUAUCAUUUUUAACAUAAAACGUGAACACUUGAAACAAUAAUUGGAUAUAUCGUUCUUUAAAUGAAUUUCCUUGUUUCCAAAUGAGUUGUUUUUGAUUAAAAAAGUAGUCUAUUGCUUCAUGAAAGUACUUCUUGUGGGCGUCAGACAAGCUGUAGUCAAGUAUAAAGUGUGAGGAUGGAAAAUAUUAGUCUCGUGUGUUCUAAAAUGCUGUUAAUAAAACGAUUUGUAAUUCCAGUGUAUUAACAACAGGCUUCUGAAGUAAUAAUUUCAAAUUACUCGUUUUCUUCUUAAUUCUAAAGGUAUAAGUAUUAUUCUUUGUAGAUAAUAAAACUAAUGUGUAGUAUAUAUGGCAACAUAUUACAUUUUCCAUUAUUAACUGUAUUUGAUAUUUCAGUCCUAACUAGUAGUUAAUAUUAUUGUUCAAUAUUUGUCCUUAAAUACAAAUCAAUAUCUUUAAUAAUGGCAGUUAAAAGGAUAGUAUAUAGUACAAAUAUUUAUUAAUCACAAAAAGGAACUUUUUAUAUUUUAGAAUAGCUAUAAAAAAUCAAUAUGCAAACGAAAGUAGCCAACUAAAAAGAUUAUAUCAAUAUUGUUAUCAAUACAUUGAAUAUAUGAUACAUAAUCGGAAUAAAUGGAUAUACUUACGUAAUAUAAAUUAAUAAGUAAUCCCGAUUAGAUCUUACUUGCUAUAAAUAACCGCAUUUCAUGUUCAUUAUCAAACAUUGUCAGCAAUAUACUACUAUAAUCUUGAGUAAUUUAAUAAGUGCAUAUGCAUGUCUAUAAACAGUUCAUAUCAACAAAUGAUAACCUCAUACAUAGACGCCAGUACUUAAGCAUAAUGAUUUGAGAAGAAAUAUUCUAAGAAAAAUCUCCUGUUAACUGUGAAAGUAUACAUUUUUAAAACAUAAUUCAAUGAAAUGUUUUUUACCACAGUCGUACUGAUAUCAAAAGUUGUUCAUUAUCAGUCGUUAUUCACCAAACUUUUAAUGAGAUUUUGUUUUUUAAUUUCAGGAAUUUUAUUUAUAGUUUGUAAAAUGUUGCAAACAUAGAACACUGAACAAAUACUUAAUUAGAUUUUUCACCAAUUCACUUUUCUGUACCUAAAAAGAAGAAUUUCUUAGUACGUUGAUAUUUUCAUUAUAUUUCCUAUCUAUAUCUUUCAAAUUAAAGGCAUAUGUAUCUAUAUAAGGAUAUUUUAAAUCAUGACAUUUCAGAAAGACAAAGCAAUAUAUAGUGGAUCUAAAUUUACAAAAAAGUCAAUCACAAAACAACAGUUUACUCAAGAAUUAACUGCUCGUCUAGAACAAUUAUCAUCAAAACGUGAAAUUCAUGAAACAGAUGAAUAUUCAGAAACAUCUUUAUCACCAUCGUCAUCCAUAUCAUCAUUUCAAUCGUCUGUAUCGUCGCCUAGAAAUAGUUUCAUGAUACGUACGAAUAGAUUUUCUUUAAAAGAUAGUAAAUUUACGAAGGAACCAUUCAAUGAUUUACAAAAGGCGAAUCGGAUAUAUACAUCUUCAAAAAACACAAAACCAUGUCAACAAACUUAUAUUAAACCGAAAAGUUUACAACAAUCAAAAGAAAAAAAACGUUAUGAUAAACCAUGUUUAGCGAAUGAAAUAAAUUCUUCCAUAUCAACACAGGACAAUUAUAACUAUUCCAAAAAUAAAUAUAUUCAAACAAAUCAAAUGAAUAAAACUAUUGACAGGCGUGAUUUUCCACCUAAGAUUAUGCUUAAAUCUUGUGAAUCACGCACUCAGUAUCCGAAGGAAAAAGAGGAAUUUACUUUAAUUAAUGAAAAUAUUUUACAGAAACCAGAUCAAUAUGAUGUAUCAGUAGGACAAGACAAAAAUGCUAACCAGAUAUCCGAUCAAAGUGAUAACGAUGAUGAACUAGGGUGUUUAGAAGAUGAUACAGUGAUAAUAGGUGAUAAUGAAUCGGCAGUAGAUAUGUCAGAUUCAGAUGCUUCAUGUACAAGACGAUUAAGUAAUAUACCAGAAGAAAUUCUACCGCCAGUCAUUGCAUCUCUACUUCCUAAUACACCAUCAGUUUUGCGUUUUGUUGAUGGUAAACAGACUGUACCAAAAUUUCCAAAGCCUUACAGAUAUCAACUUCUCUGGCGUCCCAGUGCAAUUACACCAAAUGUGGUUAAACGAAUCUUAAAGCGAUCUAAUUUUCGGAUAACAUUAAAAUCAAAUGAAUGGAUUGGAUAUUAUGGAAAUCAUUUAAAACCAUUCGGUUUUCGUCCUAUAAGAGAAUAUCAGAAAAUAAAUCAUUUCCCUGGUUCAUUUCAAUUAGGUCGUAAAGAUAAAUUAUGGAUAAAUUUAAAUCAAUUACGUUCUCGUUUUGGUAAAAAGUCGAUUGAUUUUGUACCAAGAACGUUUUGCUUGCCAGGAGAUUUAAAAUCAUUGAAAGAAUUUUGGACACAUCAUGAAAAUACAAGUAAAAUGUCAUCAAAUGAUGAGGCAUUAUUUCAUUUUCGACCUAGAUGGAUUAUGAAACCACCAGCAUCAGCUCGUGGAAUUGGAGUAAAACUAAUUCGUGGUUGGUCUGAUAUUCCUAAACAACGUCGUGUAAUUGUUCAGUCAUAUAUCAAUCAACCAUAUUUAAUUGAUGGGAAGAAAUUUGAUAUAAGAUUAUAUGUUUUCGUGGCAGGCUUUAGUCCACUUCGAGCAUAUGUAUAUAGAGAAGGUUUGGUGAGAUUCGCUUCACAGAAGUAUUCUACUUCUGUUCAACAGUUAAGAAAUCGUUUUGUACAUUUAACAAAUUAUUCUGUUAAUAAAUAUAAUAAAACUGAAGAAACAUUUGCAUCUAAUCAUAAAUGGAAAUUAAGUACAUUAUGGUCAUAUCUAACAGAACGUGGAGCUGAUGUGCUGAACCUGUGGUCACGUAUUGUUGAUAUUAUUUUUAAAACAUUAUCAUCUGUUGUCAGUUGUAUUGCAACAAUGGUUGAUCAGAAUUGUAGACGACGUGCAUCAGUUUAUGAAUUAUUUGGUUUCGAUAUAAUAUUGGAUGCUGAUCUUAAACCAUGGCUUUUAGAAGUUAAUGUAUCACCGAGUUUGCACACUAAUACACAACUCGAUGAUGAAGUAAAAACUGCUGUUGUUAAAGAUAUGUUCAACAUAUGUGGGUUUCAACUGCCUCCUGACUACCAUUCAUCAUUAUCUGUAACAACAAUUCAAUCAAGGUCACUAAACAGUGUUCACUAUCAGCCCAAUAAAGAUAAGAAUUUAAGUGAGACCGGAAGAAUUACUCCAGAGUCAAUAUUACUGCUGAAGAAAGGUGAUCAAUCCUCUAUGUCACGCAGAAAUAACAACGACAUUAAUUACAGUGGGAAAUUAUCUAAUCAACGUUCAUGCAAUAGAUCCAGUAUUUCUGUUUGCAAUUCAUCUGCUCCUCUUAAACCACUUAUGUCAAAAGGAAUUUCAUCCAUUAAGGGAUUGCCUCCACCUAGUCCAUCUAUUAAUAAUACACAUACUAAAAGAUCUUUGUCUGCUGUAUCUGUUAAAACAACAUUUUGUAAAACAAACAAUUCAUUGUUAAAUAAUAAUAAUAGCAACAAUAAUAAUAGAAUAUUUGUUGAUCCAUGUAUACCGAUAACAGAUCCACGUUUAUGGGAUAUUAGUUUAUCGGCAGAGGAUAAACGAAAACAUAUAUUUUAUACAUCAUUAAUGACAGAUAAAGAGAAAGAUAAAUCAACACAAUUUUUUAACAGAUUGAGCAAACAUAACAUGAAGAAUUCAACAACUACCAGUACCACUGCAGAAAAUUUUUCAAAGGAUCCUCUGGAUAUAUUACGUCAUAUUUUAUUGGAACUUUCACCGGAUGAUUUGCGUACAUUAGUCAACUUAAUAGACGAACGUUAUCGUGCUGCACUUGGUAAUUUUCAAUGUAUUUUUCCAGUUCAUGGAUCUAAAGGUUAUCAAAUGUUAACAUUUCUUCAAGGAGCUUACCAGGAGAACACAUUUGGUGGUACAUUAGGUUCACGUUCACCAUCUUUUUACUACUAUGAUAUACUUCAAUAUGUGUUUUUGACAGUCUAUCAUAAUUCAGAAGGUAAUGAUAAUUUGUCAUGCGAUUCCUUUGUCCACUUUUAUUAUGACAAACUUUUACCAGACCAAAUAGCACUUGUUUCAAAUGAAUUAAAUACCGAAUCUUUGUCCAUAGCAGGUGAAAUGACAGGAGUUUCUAUUGCUGGCUUAAAAUCCGUAAUCAAUUUAUGUAAAAAAGCUAUACAUUUGAAGAGUUUAGAUUCACCUCUGAAAUCUAGCCAGUUUUUCAAAACACAAGGUGAUACAAAUUCAAAAACCUCAAAUUGCAGUUCAAAUAAAAUUGACCGCCGUGAAUAUCAUAAACUAGACGAUUCCACUUCAUUAAGAUAUCAUAAUGAUAGUUCUGUUGAAAAUCAGUGCAUAGAUCUGAAUAAUAUCAAAACUAUUGUCAGGACAGACGAAUGUUCAAAUCAAACACAAACAAUGACUCAGUAUAUUGAUGAAAAUAAUGACGAGUAUAUGAAACAACAAUAUAAACCAGAUGAUGAAAGUGAUUCGCAUAAUAAAUAUUCACCAUCAUCAUCUGUGGAAAGUAAAAUAUUUCAAUCAUCAGUAAGGAGAGAAUCAACUCAACCAAAUAUUCAAUCAAAUAAUAAAAAUUUUCUUGAAUCAACGUUAUCAGUAAUAAAUGAUAGUACUGAUUUAAACAAAUGUAGUUGUAACAAAACUUGUAUCACAAACGCUGUUAUGAAUACCAAAUAUGUGAAUACAUUAAAUAACACGCUGAAAGAAUCGUCGUUACCUUCAGAAAUACCAUCUGAUACAAAGCAAACAAACAUUUCUUCAGUACAAAUCCAAACACCCAACUGGAAUGAAAAUGCCAUCAAAUCAUUUGGUGAAAUUACGUGUACUUCAAAUAAUUACCAAACUUUGUCACGUGAAUCUCAUGCAACAAGAAAUAUGAAGCCUGUAAGAUACUCAGCAUCAUCUUCAUUAUCAUCGUCAUCAAUAACAGCAGUAGUACCCCCGAAUACAUCAAAAUUCUAUGGUUAUCAAAUUCUUGAACGUAUGAAUUCUGAGAGAGUAUGCAAGUCACCAGAUGAAAUGAAUAACAUAUCUACAAAUCUCUAUAAAGAUAACAGUCAUAUUAAUCAACGAAUAAAAAUGUUAGCAACAUAUUGCACUAAUGACCAGUUUUAUAAUAAAAUCAGCAAUAAGGGUACUAUAAAUAAUGUAAACAAUAAAAGGCAGAUGCAAAAACUGAUAUCCGGAUAUCAGAAUAAUAAGUACACUGAUAACAUACCGAAUAACCAUCGGCUUUAUCAUCGUAUCAAAUCUACUUCAACUUUAUACCCUAUAAGGUCUUAUUCACAAGACAGGAUUUUAUCUCUGAAUAACCUUAACCAUGGAAAAGGAUCUUUUGAAGAUGUCUCAAUGUCCAGUGGUUAUUCAUCAUUUGUACGAGACAAAUUAAAUUCUUCAUUCAGGCAUCUAGCAUUGGAAAUGAAAAAAGCACAAAUAUCCAGUUGAUAUGAACAAAAUGAAUCCAAUGAAUUGAAAGCUUUUAAUCUCAUUGUGAUAUAAUAUAAACAUUUUAACUCACUGUGAUAACUAACAACUCCUUAUUUUACUAGCACUGAAAACACUAUUGGUAUAGCUAGCCAAAAGUACUACUCGUACAUAUGUAAAUGCAUUUCAUUGAAAUUACUAUUUUGAUUAUACUUGAUUGCGUUUAAAUUAGAUGAUGAAAGAAUAUGCUUUCAAUGAACAUUUUAUUUUAUAUAAACAUGUAAUACAUAGAUGAAUUAUUAAAAACUUGAACAUAUUAUUUUGUAAUUACUGGUUCCUAAAUUAUGUCUAUUUAAGUCUCUAUUGUUUAAAACAGCAUGGAAACAAGGAAUUCAUAGAAACUAUGAUGAUGUAAUAAAUAAAUCUGAUGUUGGAGUUAAUUGUAAAAUAAUAAUUAAAUUUUUAGAAGAAGAUAAGACGAAUAUAUGUUAGGAUCUAUGAUCUACUGU
Schistosoma rodhaini is the source of this 6188-nucleotide messenger RNA. The record is from the annotation of a GenBank genome assembly. NCBI's taxonomy places the organism in Eukaryota, Metazoa, Platyhelminthes, Trematoda, Strigeidida, Schistosomatidae.